AGAGAAACUCAACCCUUAAAUUAAGAAAAAUAAGGGAAAAUUCAAAAUGAUCCAAACAUCACAAAAAGUGAUUUGAACGGGGUGGUUGCAAAAAAAAAAGGGGGUUUGCAUUUUUAAAAUCAUUAUGUAGUUUCAGAGAGAUGCAUAAUAUGGUAAAGUAGAAUUGAGUUGAGAACCACCACUUCACUGCAACGAAUCUCGGAACCGACGGCGGUGGAAUCGUCCAGUCACCACUGAAAGUCGCGGCUUUGUUCAAGUGCAGAAUGUAUUGUUUUCAAUGACGUCCAGAUCCGUUUUCUUCUAUCCGCUUCAUCGUAUCUAUAUAUAUCACCAACUUAGGUUCCCAAAUUCUUCACAAUCACUUCCGAUCCAAUAAUCUAUCAAUCUUUGCAUUCCUCUAUUGAUUGAUCUGCAGUGAGUAGGAUUGCUUGUGCUUCAGUUGCCUUUGGAUUUUCGAAGCCUUUCUUCUUCUUCUUCUUCUAGAUCUACCGUACUGUGCCAAGGUUCCAUUUACCAGCUCUAUACUAUAUGCCUGCAGUGAUUGAUUGAAGCAAGAUAAGAUAAUGGAUAGAGUAGUUAUGAGGCAGAAGAGAUUUAAAUCUAUAAACAACUGCUAUCACUCUGACUCGCAUGAUGAUCAUAAUGCAACAAACAACAAGUAUAUGAAUAGUAGUAAUAAGAGUUUUAUUCUGUUCUCAGAGCUCUCUCAAGAUUUGAUGCUUGCUAUCCUUACUUUGCUUCCUCUUAAGUGUCUGCUUAACUCUGCAAGGUAUGUCUCCAAAUUUUGGGCUGCUGCUAUUUCAGCCUACCUACCUCUUAAACCACCUGGUUUUUACAUUUUUAAGUACAAGUCAACCACAAAUUCUUAUUUCUUGAAUAUUCAAGAUCAUGUCAAUGGAAAACCUGAAAGGAUUGCUUUGGGAACACCUUCCAGAAUGGGACAUGUAAGGGCUACUUGUCAUGGGAUAUUACUGCUUUGUACUUUUUCUACACUAACUUUUGUAGUAAACCCCAUCCUUAAGUGCUGCUUUAGAAUUCCUAGUCUACCCACUAGUUCAAGACGGCUCAUUGGUGUUCGAUCUACUAUUGCACGCGUUCCUCGCACUGCCAAAUUCAAGUUGUUUGUAACAGAUGUCCUAAAUGUUUCGGGGGUCAACUGGUAUGUUUUCUACGUCCUAACAAUUGGAGUUGAUAACACAUGGAAAGAGAUAGCUAGAAAAGAAGCUAUCCUUGAGUGUGCUUUUUUUUGGGAACCAGUUUAUAAUGGAGAAAAUGAUGUUUAUUGGAUAACAAGGGAUGGAGUGACUGUGAUGGAUGUUGACAGGGAAAUUAUUAUAAGAGAGUAUCCACUACCACCUCCACGAGUGGAUGUUGCACCGUUUGGGGCUUUUUUAUGGAUGGGAGACCGUCUUUCUUGCAUUGUUUUGUUUAAAGGUAUUAGUAGAAUUAACAUAAAGUUUAAAGGUGUAUGAGCCUACUUUUCUAUCUUUUGAAAAGGAGGUGAAAGAGCCUACUACUGAUAAAGUCAAAAACAUAAUGUGCAAGAGAUAUUUGGUUGGUUACUAAUCACAAUAAUUCAACUAAUUAUAGAUAUAUAGCUCCUAAAUUCCCAAUCAACUAGUAGAUUAAUAUAGCCAACAAUAGCUUAAUAUAAUUAAACGUAAAGAAAUUAAGAAAACAACUAGUAGAUUAAUAUAGCGAACUAUUAGUGAGAGGGGAAGUUGUACUUAUAGCCUAAGAGUCACAACAGCAAAAUGAUGAUUUGAUAUUGAUGGUUUACUGAAAUUGAAAUUAUUGAUUGUACUCGUUGAUACUGAAUAAUUAAAAUUUUAGCUUUCGAUUGAUGGAUAUUUGAAAACAUUGGUGAAUGCUAUUUGAGAUAAAGUUUUAGCUCAUUUGAAUUUGUAUGCAACUUUUCGAAAACACAAGGGGAAAUUUAGAAGGAAAAAUUACUUAUAAAUAAUGCAAAGCACUAGCAGUAAUUUCAAACAAUAAUAUAUGGGAACACCUUUUUGUUUUUGAAAGGACCGAACCAUCUUGACUUUAACUUUUUGUAAGCGGAAUCCUUAACUUCUGUUGAUUUGAGUUUGAACAGAUGGAUAAUAUGGACGAUUUCAACCAUUUGUUGCUUGAUGGUAUGGACGCAGCAUGCAAAGAGAAAUUGAUCAUGGCAACUACUUUGGCGCUGUCGUUUGUUUCCAACCAAAGGAGAAACCUUGUAUUACAGAGGAAUGACGAUGGUAUAUACAGUUUGAGAGUAGACAGACCGCAGCCAAGAGAUCGAUAUCCCGUAAACAGAUAUACGUCGUAUUUUAACAGAAGAGUAGUUACCAGAAAAAAAAUAAAUUAAAAGUGCCUGCUGCGAAUCAACUGGGUAGUAGCAGUAGCAGUAGUAAUGCUGCGAAUCAACUGCAUAAUGAUCAGAUUGACCCGCCUGUUAAUGAUCAGAUUCCGCCUCAUACUUCAACGGCGGUUAAUGAUCAGAUUGACCCGCCUCAUACUUCAACUGCAACGACAGUUAAUGAUCAGAUUGACCCUCUUCAUACUUCAACAGCACAAACUUUUCCCAAUAGAAAACGUAAGAGGGUUAAUGAUCAGAAUCUGGGUAACGAACCUCCAGAAGCACAACCAGAAGAACAUGCACAAGAUGGGAAUGAAAUAGUUAUAACGGUUAAUGAUCAGAUUGAACCGCCUCAUACUUCAACCGCAACAGCUGUUAAUGAUCAGAUUGAUCCGUCUGUUAAUGAUCAGAUUGACCCGCCUGUUAAUGAUCAGAUUGACCCGGCGGUUAAUGAUGAGGCGGAAUCUGAUCAUUAACCCUCGGGUCAAUCUGAUCAUUAACCGCCGGGUCAAUCUGAUCAUUAACAGGCGGGUCAAUCUGUUCAUUAACCGCUGUUGCGGUUGAAGUAUGAGGCGGUUCAAUCUGAUCAUUAACCGUUAUAACUAUUUCAUUCCCAUCUUGUGCAUGUUCUUCUGGUUGUGCUUCUGGAGGUUCGUUACCCAGAUUCUGAUCAUUAACCCUCUUACGUUUUCUAUUGGGAAAAGUUUGUGCUAUUGAAGUAUGAAGACAGUCAAUCUGAUCAUUAACCGUCGUUGCAGUUGGCAUACUAGAUUAUUCAAUUACAUUUCUCCAACAAUCCAAUAUACACAUAGGAACAAUUUCGUAGAAGAUUUCGAAUGCGGAGGGAUACAUUCCUUCCCAUUGUAGAAGCUCUUGGCAAAAACGACAUUGCUGAAUACUUAAGAAAACCCAACAAAAACGACAUUGAUCGUUUACGACAAAAUUAAUCAUUUUUAAAAUUA
Molecule: messenger RNA, 3303 nt
Organism: Trifolium pratense (red clover)
Lineage: Eukaryota; Viridiplantae; Streptophyta; Magnoliopsida; Fabales; Fabaceae
Exons: 3
Coding region: 564-1472 (302 amino acids)
Molecular function (GO): protein binding
Source: RefSeq, a predicted model, not a curated record